UAGAAGGUCGAGAUCAAUCCAGAUUGUUUAUUCCCCUCACCGCUCGUUCGCACUGAGCCGCUCUCGCGCUGCGCGAUAUGUGUUCGACCAAAUGCCGCCUCCGCCUCCUCCUCCCCCUCCCCCGCCGCCACCUCUCCACCGCGCCGGCGACGAGCCACCGGAAUAAGAUACCGGCGGACCCAUCCCGUACGGAGCGGCCUCGUCCAGACCCUGGCUCCGGGGACUCCGCGAGGCACCAUGAGGCAACCGUCAGGAGGCUGGCCGCGGCGGGCGACGUGGACGGCGUCCAGUACGCGCUGCAGGAGAUGCGGCUGCGCGGGGUGGCGUGCACCGAGGACGCCCUCGUCGCGGCCAUCGGCGCCUUCGCCCGCGCCGGCUCCGCGGACCGCGCGCUCAAGACGUUCUACCGCGCCAGCGACCUCGGCUGCCGCGACCCCGGCGUGCGGGUCUACAAUCACCUGCUCGACGCGCUGCUCAGGGAGAACAUGGUCGGGGCGGUCGUGCCGGUGUACGACAACAUGAGGAAGGCCGGCGUCGAUCCCAACGUGUACACUUACAACCUGCUCAUCAGGGCGCUGUGCCAGAACGACCGGGUCGAUGCCGCGCGCAAGAUGCUCGAUGAAAUGUCCAGGAAGGGGUGCCACCCGGACGAGGUGAGCCAUGGGACGAUAGUUUCGGGUAUGUGCAAGCUUGGCAGGGUGGAGGAGGCCAGGGGAUUCCUGGCUGAGACGGUGCCGGUGCAAGCGUCGUACAACGCUGUCGUUCACGCGCUUUGUGGAGAGUUCAGGAUGUGGGAAGUGUUCUCGGUUGUCAACGAGAUGGUGCAGAGGGGAUUGCAACCAAAUGUCGUCACUUACACCACUAUAGUCGACGCAUUUUGCAAGGCCAGGGAGCUGAGGAUGGCUUGUGCCAUUUUGGCUAGGAUGGUAAGCAUGGGAUGCACUCCAAAUGUUCUCACAUUUACUGCGUUGGUGAAAGGGUUUUUUGAGGAUGGAAAGGUACAUGAUGCACUUUCUAUGUGGCAUUGGAUGGUGGAUGAAGGAUGGGCUCCAUCAACAAUCUCUUACAAUGUUCUCAUCCGUGGCCUUUGCUGCAUUGGUGAUUUGAAAGGAGCAUUAGAUUUCUUCAACAGUAUGAAAAGAAAUGCCCUCCUUCCCAACGCGACUACCUAUUCUACGCUUGUUGAUGGCUUUUCUAACGCUGGAGAUCUGGAUGGCGCCAUGCUGAUAUGGAAUGAGAUGAAAAGUUCCGGUUGCAAGCCAAAUGUUGUUGUUUACACGAACAUGAUCGAUGUGCUUUGCAAGAAGAUGAUGUUUGACCAAGCAGAGAGUCUUAUUGAUAAGAUGUUAAUGGACAAUUGUCCUCCUAACACCGUGACAUUCAACACGUUGAUUGGAAGGCUGUGCGAUUGUGGAAGAGUUGGGAGAGCAUUGAAUGUGUUUCAUGGGAUGAGAAGGAAUGGAUGCCAUCCAAAUGAUAGGACUUACAACGAGUUGCUUCAUGGCCUUUUCAGAGAAGGAAAUCACAAAGACGCUUUUGCAAUGGUGAUUGAGAUGCUUAACAAUGGGUUUGAGUUAAGUCUAGUAACUUACAACACAGUGAUUAAUUGUCUGUGUCAAAUGUGCAUGAGGAAACAUGCUAUGUUGCUUCUGGGGAGGAUGAUGGUUCAAGGAAUUCAACCUGAUGCAUUCACUUUCAAUGCGAUAAUUCAUGCUUAUUGCAAGGAAGGGAAGGUCAGUAUUGCUGCUUGUCUAUUGGGACAAAUGAAUGCAGUGAACUGCCCACGCAACGUAGUUGCGUAUACCAUUCUGAUUUCAGAGCUUUGCAAUCAGGGUAAGCUAUCAAAUGCCAUGGUUUACCUCUUAAAGAUGUUAUAUGAAGGUAUUUGUCCGAAUGAAGCAACAUGGAAUGUGUUGGUUCGUGCAAUUUUUACAAAUAUUGGCACUAUUGGACCAAUUCAUUUGUUUAAGUACAUUGUUGAAGAUUUAUAAGUGUAAAGUCACAGUUCAGUGGUGUUACAGCUUCAAGUUGCCAGCGAAGGGUCAAUCUCACAAGCAGAGAAAUUUGAUUGGUGGAAAAUAUUUAUAUGCAUUACCAUAGCCUUGGAUAAAGUAUGCGCAGCUGGUUACUCUCAAGAACUCUUCGAUCUCAUUACUUAAUGGAGCCCCACCCGAGAUUAAUAGGCGAAGACGACCACCAAGCCUUGCUUUGACCUAAAGCAAGGAAAUAACAACGAAGAGGCAGGUUAUCCCUACUUCACAAAGUUUACCUGCAUUGCUACUAUCCACUGAGGGCAGUUUGAUCCAUAUAUUCCAAUCCGGGAACCCUGAUAUAAGAUCAAGCAUAGGAGCAUAAGUCUCCACAACUCAUGUAAAUGUUUCGAGCUCUCUUCAAAAUAUGCAGAUUCCAAUAAUGAAAGAGAGUCUAGCUCUAUGAUUUGGAGUGGAAGUUUGCUUAAGUUUCUGUUCUUACUGGCUUCACCCCCAGCUGCUGCAAAGCAGAUCCAACUUGCAGGACUUCUUCAUACACUUCCCUGUAUGAUUUCCAUAUGUAUGGCCCUAUCUGUAAGGUACAGAAAACAAUGGAGGAGUUUAUCAUCAGGAAUUUAGAAAACGACAAUAAGACAUGGAGCAGAUAUGGAAGCAUGAUCUUAGCAGCUAUAUGUUGGCAUACCACUCCAUCUUUUACAGGACGCCAUCCGAGCAUCCGAUUAUCUGGGUACUUGCCUGCUGCGACCCUGCAGGAGGAUAAGUGAAAGGAUGAAAACUAAGAUUUUUCUAAGUUGUGGAGUAUUCUUUUAUACUUUGACUUUUCCGUGUAUCUUGUGAUAAUCUGUUGUUUAAAUUUCAUAUCCUGCAUUUGUUGCAUGAAACCAAUAUUUUUAGCAUGUGGAGUAGAUUAUAUGUUACAUGAAAUUACUAGUUGAAAUUUAAAAAUAUUAUACUCAUAUCUUUUGGUGUUACUCUGUACACGUACAGGUUAUGUACUAAGGUGCCAACUAGGUGUGACUUGUUCUCUCCUUGAGGACUGACCGUACACAUGCCUGUUGACACUGGACACGAACAGCUUCACACAUGUGUACCAUGGAGAAAACUAGAAGAAGGCAAUUAUCACAGUGAGAUCUAUGUUGUGAAAGAGCUGAAAGAAACACAAAGAAGAAAGAAGUGAAGUUGUUGAUCCAACCCUGUACCUGAACACGUCCCAUGAUGUUUUCAUGUCAGGCUCAAGUGGCGGGAAUCCAUCCUUUGACAGUGCACUCCUGAACACUGGCCCUACCGCCGGCCGGCCGUCCUUCCUGGGCUUUCCAUCCUCCACCUGAACUGUGAAAACUUUCUUCGUCCCCCCCUCCAUCGACCAAAGUGACCCCCCUACCUUGUACCAUAAUGAAGCUUUCAACAUCAAGUACAUAUCAUGGAGCUACGCAGAUGGAAGUAGCUGUAAGUGCCCUUUUGUGAAUGUAUUCCUUUCUAAUUGGUUUAUUGUUAUCUGUUAUUUCAGGGAAGUUUUUGUUACUAUUUGAUAGAACUUUUGUCUCACUUGCUGUUUUAGACAAGUUUCUUAACAUGUUUAAACGAAUUUACUUUUUUGGAAAAUAAUGGUUAACGGGAAUGCCUUGUGAAGGGAUGGUUGGGUGAUAGUGUCAUAUUGCUGCCUACUUCAAAGCCCCCCCCCCCCACCACCCCCCAAAAAAAAUUAUUAUUAUUAUUUAACCAAUAGUUGUUGGCCUUUUAUGUCUUAACCAAUAGAUUUUGACCUCUCAGAGAUGGCUCGUAAACAUGAUCUAAACGAAUUCAUUAGGUGAAAAGGAUUUGUCCAUUCUCUAAGGAAUCUUUAUCAUGGUCAAGCCCUCACUGUUAGUAGUACUAUUGACCCCACAAGUUGUACUAGCCAAUGGUCUCCAUUAAUCUAGAUCCACCUUUUGAACUAAGUUCCCAAUAGAAAAUAAAAUCUUGUGUUUACAGAGCUAUCUAUAACCGAAGAACUGAUCAACCACUGGGUCACCUUGGAGGACUGCUAGUCCUGAAGCUGACAAGGGUCCAUAAAUUUUUCCAGGUAGGCGGCAGGUAGCCAUUACUCGUCCUAUUCAUUAAUAAAUUCAUGCAAAAUUAUGUAUCGCUGGUUAGUACUAGUGCUGUAUCUGUACUAGUAGAAUUAUUGUUGCGCAUAUUCCUGCAAGGUUAUCAUCGUUUUGUAUGAGUUGGGUGUUCACAAUACUCCCUCCGUCCCAAAAUAUAAGCAUUUUUAGCUAUUAAUUUAGAUUCAUAGCUAAAAAUUACUAUAUUUUGGGACGGAGAUAGUAUACAUUUGUGAGGUAAACAGAAUUGUCACUGGCCUCCAUCUGUUAAGGGUGUCAAUAUCCCAAAUUAAGGGUGAGUUAAGAGACGCACACUAGUGGGUGGGUGCUAUGGCCUAUGGUGGUGUCCAGUGUGCACCUUCAAUACAGUUGAAAAAAAAACCCACUUAAUUUACAGAAAUUAUCUUAAAUAAAAUCAAAAAUAUCAUAACUACUUAAUUUGGACAAAUACCCAAUGAGUUUGUGAUAUACUUUCUAGCUACGCUUUCGCAAAUCAAAUGAUCUCCUCGGUUCUUUGCAUUGUCGUCCUUUCUAGUUGAACUAUAAGCUACUUGAAAUGUAUUUGCAUGAUUGAUGGAAAGGUAUGUUCUGCUGUUCGCCUGCUCCACGAUGGUACAGUUAGCUAAUUACAAAGCAGCCAAAUUGGCUUACAAGUUGAAAUCGUGUUUAAGAUUGCAGUUUAGCAUGCCUAUGAAGUUCCGUCAAUUGGUUCACACUUUUGCAAGAUUCAUUUAUUGGUAUUAAGUAUCAAAGUAUCUUCAGAUCAUCUAAAGUCUUGGGUCAUUUAAUUGUAACAUUUUGUCCUAGGUGUGCUGCAAAGUGAAGAAAUUACAAGAAACAUUCUAAGAAGAGCAUAUUAUCUGAAAUUUAUCAAACCCAUGCUUUUGUAAGCAAAUUUUACUGGCGUGGUAUACAUAUCACAUUCCAGCAAAACUGAUAGCCGGUUUUCAGCUGGAAUGCCAUAGAUGACGGCAAUGGUUAACUAUGAUUUCUGCAUAGUCCUCUAAAGUAAUACCAUUAACUUAGCGAGAAGGACAUGGUGAUAGGUGAACAUUUAUAUGGAAUUAAUUAAUUACAACGGCGGCCGCAAGGUCACGGCACCACCGCACAAUACCAGGAUGGCAAACAUGAUGGGUUCAUACGGAUCCAUUGAAUUGGAAGUGACUAGUGAGAAAGAAAGUACCUCUCUUUUUUAUGAGAAUGGUAAGAGAUCUCUCUGCUUAUUAUUAUAUUGAUGGAUAGAAAAAAUGUGCCAACAAAAUAUUAUAAAACAAAAAGGAAAUAAAAGAUGGAGUUACGGAGGAGAAAUAAAGGAUAAUGUAUCUGAUUGCAGUCAUCCGGCCAAAGAUUUGAAAUGCUUUAACUUAUCCAAUAUUCCAAUUGCAGGCUGCUUGGUGUGAUGCUAUUUGACGGUAUGGUCUGUGUACUGUGUAUGAAAUUCCUUCUGGGGAAUUUGUAGGGCAUACUUGGGAUGUUGCACUGAGCUAGCCGUCAGGGUAACCAAUCGAUUACGGAACAAAAGCAUGUUUCCACAUUCAAGUCAUCUUGAGUAUGCUACAAUGCAAGCAGCAAGAUCUUAUAUAGUUACAUCAUGGAUCCCUGCAGGGUAAGGAACUGCAGAUUUAUGUAAGUACGUACGAGUAGGAUCAUUUAUUCUCCUCACCCACCGGCCUCUGGCUAGAGUUCAAGAGUGUAGGGCCGUUGGCAAAUACUGGUGCAGAGGAGAGCGACAGAAGAACUGAACAAAUAACUUUUUUUAGGAUGGCAAAGCAAAAAAAAAAAUUGCAAUUUCAUAAACUGAAUAACUUUGGACAUUUUUUGUAUAGGUGGGGUAGUUGGAGUCAAUUCCUGUAUGGUUGCAUCCAUAACAAGGACAUGCAAUAGAAGAUGCAGUUGGCCCUUUGCUCCUACCUGAAUCUAAAUGUAAUGCAUGCUGAUGCAUUUCCUCUUCUUUUCUUUUUUUUUUCCUUUUGUUCUUUGUGCUGAUGUUAUGUUACUUUCAUGAAGCAAGAAAGAAAUGGCAUAAUUUACUAUUGUUGGAUAA
This is a messenger RNA of Oryza sativa Japonica Group (Japanese rice), 6119 nucleotides long. The record is from RefSeq and is a predicted model, not a curated record. NCBI's taxonomy places the organism in Eukaryota, Viridiplantae, Streptophyta, Magnoliopsida, Poales, Poaceae.